AUGCGUUUCCCCUUUCCGUCCGCAGUGGCAGUGGCAGCUCUUGCUGCAAUCCCUCAAGCUACGGCCAUCGCCACGGACAUCGACCAGUGGGAUGUCCUCGCUGGCAAGGCCUUGGCCAACCAGGUGCUCUACCAGUUCACCAAGCCCCGAUACACCGAUAGCGAAUGCACGCCCUUCAAUGCCGCUGUUCGUCGAGAAUGGGGGACCCUCUCCAAGCAGGAACGCAAGGAGUACAUUGACGCUGUAAUCUGUCUCACUGAGAGUCCCUCGCAAAUCGACCCUGCCCUGGCUCCUGGCGCGCGCACUCGCUACGACGACUUUGUGGCGGUUCACAUUAACCAAACACUGAGAAUCCACACGACAGGAAACUUUCUGACAUGGCACCGGUACUUUACCUGGGCCUACGAGCAGGCCCUCCGCAACGAGUGUGGCUAUACCGGUUACCAGCCAUACUGGGCCUGGGGCAAAUACGCUGAUGACCUGUUGAACUCGCCUAUCUUUGAUGGCUCUGAGUAUAGCAUGUCGGGCGACGGGUUAUAUAUCCCCCACGAUGGGCCCGAGAUCUUCACAGGCCUGUUCCUGGAACCCGGAAACGGCGGCGGCUGCGUCACCUCUGGCCCAUUCAAAAAGUGCAUACUUCACCCUAUACCCUCCUUGACUGUAAACCUCGGCCCCCUCUUCGUAACCCUGAACGUCCCCGGCGUCAAAGCCCAAAACGGCACGGGCCUAGAGUCCAACCCGCGCUGCCUCCGCCGCGACAUCAACGCCGACGCCGCGAAAUGGACAACAGACGCACACGUCACCGACCUCAUAACCAACUACCGCGACAUCUCCUCCUUCCAAAACAGACUGCAGGGCGACUUCGACAACGGCUACGUCGGCGUGCACACAGGCGGGCACUACACGAUUGGCGGGGACCCAGCCGGCGACUUCUACGCUUCCCCCGGGGACCCUGCGUUCUUCCUACACCAUGCAGCGAUAGACCGGGUUUUCUGGACGUGGCAGAACCUGGACCCUGCUACUCGCACGUUUGUGGUUCACGGCCCGACGCUGUUGCCUGGGCGUGGACCGAGUCCGAAUGCGACGCUGGACGACGUGCAGUAUUUUGAUGUUCUUGCGCAGGAUCGGACGAUCCGCGAGCUGCUGGAUACGACUGCGGGGCCGUUUUGCUAUGUUUAUCUUUAG
This is a messenger RNA of Aspergillus mulundensis, 1185 nucleotides long. Its product is annotated as tyrosinase family protein. NCBI's taxonomy places the organism in Eukaryota, Fungi, Ascomycota, Eurotiomycetes, Eurotiales, Aspergillaceae. Gene Ontology annotation, molecular function: oxidoreductase activity. Bases 1 to 1185 code for a protein of 394 amino acids. The transcript has 4 exons. The record is from RefSeq and is a predicted model, not a curated record.